This is a messenger RNA of Drosophila ananassae, 2571 nucleotides long. RefSeq names its product histone-lysine N-methyltransferase 2D-like. The record is from RefSeq and is a predicted model, not a curated record. Lineage: Eukaryota; Metazoa; Arthropoda; Insecta; Diptera; Drosophilidae. Bases 1 to 2571 code for a protein of 856 amino acids. The transcript has a single exon.
AUGGAGCCCGAACCAGAACGCAUAAAUUUAAACAGACCUCCAAGGAACCAACAAACAGGUCAGAGAUCGGGACAGGAUAGAGAUCGGGAUAGAGAUCGGGAUAGAGAUCGGGAUAGAGAUCAGGAUAGAGAUCGGGAUAGAGAUCGGGAUCGGAAUCAAAAUCAAGGAUAUAAAGGAGGAAGCACUAGCAGGACUAGUGUAUGUAGUCCCGAAUGUUAUGUGAAAGCCAAAAAAGCCGGAAAAGGGGUUAGGUAUCAGGAGGGUGGUGGGUCAGAUGAUAAUGAGAUUGGCAAUUAUCUCAGUCGUCCUGGAAAGAGCUAUUCCCAAGACGACGAAUGGUCUGACGGUCAGUCGGAUGAGUCCGCCGAGGAUAAUUAUCGGUCCCGGAAGAAGCCAUCCGUGCAAUUCUGCAGCUGUGUCGACUGCGACAAGAAACCGAAGAAAAAACUUAGCCUUAAACAGCGGAUUAGUAAGUUAACUAUUAAAAAUAGUAACUAUAAGAAGUUUGUGGACGCCUCCUCAAGCCGACAUCAUUCCAAGUCCCCUAAAAACUGUCUAAUGAAAACAUGCCAGUUGUUCAGGACAAAGGAUAAGGAGCGACCACUGACGGUACAUUGCAACCAUUCCCGGUGUUCCCACCAUCGUCCAUCGUCCCGAAAACCGUCUUUAAAAUCAACCCAUAAGCUGGUGAAGAAACCCUCGUACAGUAGCACCUCCUCUAGUUGUGUGUGUCGAGCGGGAUACUCCCGCGGAGAAUGCCCCAAACUCUGUAAAGGUCGGGCUCGUCAGGGCAGUGGAAGGGCUGAUGUCUUCUCCAGCGAGGACAGUGAUACCUGCCUAUGUGCAAGAACAUCGCAUAACUGUAACAACUUCCUGUGCUUGCAAAAGAAGUGCGUAACCGAUUCGGCGCAAUUUAUUCCUCUCCUACGCGAGCGCAGAGCUAUCUCCCAGUUGUGCAGACCCUUUGAAUCGCACUACGCUUCAGACCUGAAAAAGGCGCAAUGUGACGAGAAAAGUAAACCAAAGGUUUGGUCCGAGACCCGGUCAUAUAUGCCACUGGCAUCGGAUCGUCUUCUCAUAUCCGAAUGUCACCGGACCUGUAAAGUAGAGGGCAAGACCGACCCGGAUCAUCCGAUACGGAAAAAUGAAACCGUAUGCCCCAAGCCGGGUGCCCAUCCAGCCAUUCCUGGCAAGACCCGCCACAAUCCUCACAUGAAUUUUUCGGAACUAAAUAGCUAUGAGAUGAAUAUUAUGGAUAAUUUUGAAAAGUACAAGGCGGAGAAAGAUCAACCCUUGACCUGCUAUUGCAAAACUCCAAAGGGGACGGAAGAAACCGGGGAAGACACCGCCGAAGAAAGUGCUUCCAAUGAGUGCACUUGUGAUGUUCCAGAAUAUGUUCGCUGCAGCUGCCAGCCGAAGAAAUCGAAGUCAUCUCUUUUCAAAUGUUGUCGAAGGAAUAAGUCACCCAAGCCACCGAAGCAAGAGAAACCGCCAAAACCGCCGAAGCCCCCAAAACCAGUGAAGCCCCCAAAGCCAGAGAAGCCACCAAAAAUCAAGGAGCCAAAGAAAAAGGAGUCGAAAGUCAAAAUUAAGGAGCCCAAAAAGAAGAAAUCCUCAUCAAGUGGAUUUUUGUGUUUUAAUAAGGAACUUAAAAAGCCAAAGGAAAAGAAACCAAAGCCCUCCACCAGCUCCGUCAGCUCUACAAAGGAAAAGAAACCAAAAAAGGAGAAGCCUAAAAAGCCACCUAAAGAGAGAUCCUCCUCGAAGUCCAGUGGGUUCUUUUCCUGUAAAAAGAAGGAAAAACAGCCUAAGCCGCCGAAACCACCAAAAGAGCCAAAGCCACCGAAACCACCAAAGGAACCCAAACCGCCUAAACCACCAAAGGAACCUAAACCGCCUAAGCCGCCUAAGGAACCCAAGCCACCUAAGCCACCUAAGGAACCAAAACCGCCUAAGCCACCUAAGGAGCCCAAACCGCCCAAGCCGCCAAAGGAGCCCAAACCGCCUAAGCCACCCAAGGAGCCCAAACCACCAAAGGAGCCCAAACCACCAAAGGAGCCAAAACCACCAAAGGAAAGAAAAUUCUGUUCCUUUGGGAGGAAGAAGGAAAAGGAGCAGCCAAAGGAAGAGCCCAUGCCCAUAGAGCCAACACCUCGACCCAUCUGUUAUUGUACAAAAGAUCAGAUCAAAAAAAUUUGUACAGAUCGGUGUCAACCACAAAAGCCAGAACCACGAACUGCCUGCCAGUGUGACAGGCAAUGUCCUCCACGAUUCGCUGCCAAUAACAACCAAAAGGAUGCGUCGACUAAUUUCGAGUGUCCAUGUUCCCACAAGAAGCAAGAACCUCCUGAGCCUGCAGAUAAUUUCCAAUGUCCUUGUGCUGACAGCGACCAGGAACAGCCAAGGCGAUCGUGCCAGCCGACGGUUAAGUUCACACUGCCUUGUGCCAACUGCGAGCAAAAGGAUAACGAAAUCAAAGUCCUUUACGACUCCAGUAACCGUUUUCCCCAAGAAAGUUGCAGUUGCGCGGACAACUUUGGCCUAUAUUACCAAAGGGGUGAUCGUUGGUAA